This is a messenger RNA of Gryllus bimaculatus (two-spotted cricket), 1077 nucleotides long. Lineage: Eukaryota; Metazoa; Arthropoda; Insecta; Orthoptera; Gryllidae. The record is from the annotation of a GenBank genome assembly.
AUGGCGACGUGGGCGCUGGCGGUGCUGCUGGCGGCAGCGGCGUGGGCGGGCGCGGCGGCCGGCGCCGACCUGGAAGUGCUCUACCAGUGGAACUACCUGACGUACGCGCUGCCCAAGGACUUCCCGGCCGACGGCUACAUCCCGGAGAACAACGUGUUCACGGGGCUGGAGGCGUACCCGGACUGGCGCUGGCACUCCGCCGAGGCCAACUGCUCGGGGCUGAUCUCCGUAUACCGCGUGCGCGCCGACCGCUGCGACCGACUGUGGGUGCUGGACGCCGGGCUGGUGGACAGCCUGGGCAGCUACACGCCCGUGUGCGCGCCCAAGCUGCUGACCUUCGACCUGCGCACCGACCGCCUGGUGCGCAGCGUCACCUUCCCCAGCGACGUGCGCCGCCUGCAGUCGCUCUUCACCAACCUGGUGCUGGACGAGGCGCCCGGCGGCGGCUGCGAUGACCUCUUCAUCUACAUCACCGACACCGCCGCCCCGGGCCUCGUCGUGUACGACGUGCAGCGCGACGCCACCUGGCGGCUCAACCACGCCUCCUUCUGGCCGCACCCCGACUGGAGCACCUAUGAGUCUUCUGGCCGUACCCUGACUGGAGCACCUGUGAGGUACGCAAACCACGUGCCCUCUGGGAUGCUCUUUCGGCCUAGAUUUUCCCAUGCAUUUCCCAUAGAGGUAGCCUUCUGGCCGUACCCUGACUGGAGCACCUAUGAGAUUAAGCCCGUGGUUAGUCAGCAGCUACUAUAUACGCACCGCCAACGGAAUUCGCAGUAUCAUUGCGGUUUGGGCGGCUGUCGCCCGGCUGGCGGGCGCGUGGAACGGAGCGUGUUACACCACGUCGACCGCGGAGGCCAGCAGCGCGGCGAGCAGGGCGGCGCGCGGGAGGUGGCGUUGCGACACUUCGACCUUUCUUUGCCGCGCGGCGCGGCCCGUGUGGCGCGGUGUGCGCGUGUGGCACAGUGUGUCGCAGUGCAGGCCGGGCGCGGCUGUUACAUCGCGCGCGGCCGCGGCGCGGCGGCGGCGGCGCAGGCGGCGGCGGCGCGCGCCGCGCACGGCCACCUCGACCGCUAG